Messenger RNA from Leptosomus discolor (cuckoo roller), 476 nucleotides. The record is from RefSeq and is a predicted model, not a curated record. NCBI's taxonomy places the organism in Eukaryota, Metazoa, Chordata, Aves, Leptosomiformes, Leptosomidae.
AUGCCGAAUACGCCGAGGGGGUCUCCCUGCCGGACCUGGACCUGUUGCACGACCCUGAGGAUGAGCUGCUGUGCGCCAACCUGAUGGACCUGGUGCAGGCCACGCUGGGCAGAGCCCCGCUGGGCACCAAGCGCUGCUCCCGACUCCUCAUGCCGGCCCAGCUGCGGGCACAGGUGAGGACGGAGCUGCUGCGCCUGGCCUGCAGCGAGCCCUGUGGGCUGCGCGGGGCCCUCCUCGACCUCUGCGUGGAGCACAGCAAGGCCUGCCACGAUGUGGGGCACAUCGCUGUGGACCCCGCCGUGGUGCCCACCUUCCAGCUCACUCUGGUGCUCCGGCUGGACUCCCGCCUCUGGCCCAAGAUCCAGGGACUCUUCACCUCGGGGCCAGCUUUCACGCCGCUGAAGCUGAGCACUGGCUUCAGGGUCAUCAAGAAGAAGCUGUACAGCUCUGAGCAGCUGCUCAUAGAGGAGUGCUGA